CACUGCAGUGAAUAAGAAGCGUAUAGAGAAAAACAGAAACAGUUCGUUCCCAUUUUUCUUCCAUUCCCAUUUCCCAUCGACUAGUCAGUCGUAACAGCAAAUGAGAUUGACAUUGAGCAGUUAUAUAUAUUCAAUUCGAAUCCAAAACCAAAAGUGUUGAUUCGAUUCGAUUCCAUUCCAUUGAAUCUCAGAUCUGAGCGAGCUUCCUCAACCAUCAACAAUGGCGAAACCAAGAUACUCUCGCCUUCCAUCUCGGAAAUCAUCGUCUUCUUCCACGCUCAUCUUCGCCUUGUUCCUCGCCUUCACUUUCCUCCUCCUCAUCCUCUUCGCCCUCGGCAUCCUCUCCAUUCCAAGCUCCUCAUCUCGUGACAAGUUCCCCAAACCCAACGAUCUCACCUCCAUUGCUCAUAACACGCUCGACAGAACCGAUGAUGAUGAUGGAAGGGGAGAACAGUGGGUUGAAGUGAUCUCAUGGGAGCCGAGAGCCUUCGUGUAUCAUAAUUUUCUGACCAAAGAGGAAUGUGAAUAUCUAAUUGAUAUAGCGAAGCCUAAUAUGCAUAAGUCAACAGUCGUCGACAGUGAAACUGGAAAGAGCAAAGACAGCAGAGUCCGUACGAGUUCUGGAACUUUUCUGCCAAGAGGACGUGAUAAGAUUGUGAGGAAUAUUGAGAAAAAAAUUGCUGACUUUACUUUUAUUCCUGUAGAGCAUGGUGAAGGACUUCAAGUUCUACAUUAUGAGGUUGGACAAAAGUAUGAGCCUCACUAUGACUACUUUCUUGAUGAGUUUAACACUAAGAAUGGGGGUCAGCGUAUAGCAACAGUACUGAUGUACCUUACCGAUGUUGAAGAAGGAGGUGAGACAGUGUUCCCAUCUGCCAAAGGGAAUUUUAGUUCUGUGCCAUGGUGGAAUGAGCUUUCUGAUUGUGGAAAGAAAGGGCUUUCAAUUAAGCCGAAGAGAGGUGAUGCUUUACUUUUCUGGAGCAUGAAGCCAGAUGCAACUUUAGAUCCAUCAAGCUUACAUGGUGGUUGUCCGGUCAUUAAGGGUAAUAAGUGGUCAAGUACCAAAUGGAUACGUGUCAGUGAAUACAAAGCUUGAAUAUACAUUAUCAUAGGCUUGUCUGAGUUCAUCACGACAACGAUGUACAAUUUUGAAGUCUCAGUUAAAACGUUGCUCGGUAAUGCUUCAGGUCUUGAAGAAAACGUUUACAGUUUGCCACGGCAUUUGUGUAAUUUUGGAUGUUCUGCUGUACCUCAACUAACUCAUUUUUUUCCCUACCCUUUGCAUUUAUAUUAGUAGCAAAUAUAAUAAACAAAUUUGUGUGUUUGUCAACUUACAUUAGGGAGGUUCAAGAAACUAAGAUGUAACAAGAAUACCAGUUUUUGCCCCAGAGUUCAUUUACCAAUGUCAAAUGAUCAUAGUUGUUGUA
This is a messenger RNA of Lotus japonicus, 1427 nucleotides long. Its product is annotated as probable prolyl 4-hydroxylase 10. Gene Ontology annotation, cellular component: endoplasmic reticulum. Gene Ontology annotation, molecular function: iron ion binding; procollagen-proline 4-dioxygenase activity; L-ascorbic acid binding. Gene Ontology annotation, biological process: peptidyl-proline hydroxylation to 4-hydroxy-L-proline. Bases 221 to 1096 code for a protein of 291 amino acids. The transcript has 8 exons. NCBI's taxonomy places the organism in Eukaryota, Viridiplantae, Streptophyta, Magnoliopsida, Fabales, Fabaceae. The record is from RefSeq and is a predicted model, not a curated record.